AUGGACUCAGUGGCCUUUGAGGAUGUUAAUGUGGAGUUCACCAUGGAGGAGUGGGCUUUCCUGGAUCCAACCCAGAAGAAAAUCUACAGAGAUGUGAUGCAGGAAACUUUCUGGAACCUGGCAUCAAUAAUAUGUGUUUUGGAAGAAAAAUGUGAUGACCAUGACAGUGAAGAUUACUAUGAAUAUUAUGGAGUGAAUCUUAGCAGUCAUAUGGUAGAAAGGCUCUGUAAAAGGAAGGAUGGUAGUCUUUGUAGAGAAACCUUCCGCCAGAUUCCAAAUCAUAAUGAGAAGAAGAAAACUCCUACUGAAGUAAAACUGCCUGAAUCCAGGUUGUGUAGACAAGUCUUCAUGCAUUAUUUAUCCUUUAAUAACCACAUGAGCUCUCACACUGGACCCCAACUAAGCCAGUGUCAGGAAUAUGGAGAACCUUAUAAAUGUAAGGAAUGUGGGAAAGCUUUCAAGUAUGGCCAAUAUAUUCAAAUACAUGAAAGGAAGCACAAGGGAGAAAAGCCUUAUGAAUGUACAAAAUGUGAUAAAGCCUUCAGUUAUCUAAGUAACGUAUAUAAACAUGCAAGAACUCAUAGUCAAGAGAAUCUGUGUGAGUGUAAGAAGUGUGGGAAAGCCUUGAGUUCUCUCACCAUGUUUCAAAGACACAUGAUCAAGCACACUUUUGAAUGUAAGGAGUGUGGGAAAGUUUUCAGCUGUCGAAAAAGCUUUCGAAGUCAUGAAUCGCUGCACAGCGGAGAAAAGCCCUAUGAAUAUAAGGAAUGUGGUAAAGCCUUCGGUUGUUGCAGAUAUCUUAGAAAUCAUAAAAGAACUCACGAUGUAAAGAAGCCUCAUGAGUGUAAGGAAUGUGGGAAAGCCUUCCGUUUUCCCUCUUCCCUUAGAACUCAUGAAAGAACACAUACUGGAGAGAAACCCUGUGAAUGUAAGGAAUGCGGGAAAGCCUUCAGUUCCUUUAGUUGCCCAAAAUACUUUCAGAUUCACAAAAACACUCAGAGUGGAGAGAAACCAUAUCAAUGUAAGCAAUGUGGAAAAGCUUUUAGUUCUCCCAUGUACUUUAGAGCACAUGCAAGAACACACAGUGGAGAAAAGUCCUACAAAUGCAAGGAAUGUGGUAAAACCUUCAGUUUCUCAAGUAGUUUCCAUAGACAUGUGAAAAAACAUUGUAGAGAUAAACCCUGUUAA
Messenger RNA from Miniopterus natalensis, 1188 nucleotides. The record is from RefSeq and is a predicted model, not a curated record. NCBI's taxonomy places the organism in Eukaryota, Metazoa, Chordata, Mammalia, Chiroptera, Miniopteridae.